Messenger RNA from Metarhizium robertsii ARSEF 23, 165 nucleotides. RefSeq lists its product as uncharacterized. NCBI's taxonomy places the organism in Eukaryota, Fungi, Ascomycota, Sordariomycetes, Hypocreales, Clavicipitaceae. The record is from RefSeq and is a predicted model, not a curated record. The transcript has a single exon. The coding region runs from base 1 to 165 and encodes 54 amino acids.
AUGAUCAGGAAUUUGGAAAAGAAGGCUUCUAAAAACGCUGAACCAAAGCGUAGCACUAAGGAAGCUGUGAGACUGGCCACAAAAGGGGCCGACAAGGCUAGCAAAGCCGAGGCCAAAGAGGCCAAAAAGGCCAAAAAGGCCUACAAGGCCAAAGCUGCCAAAUAA